Messenger RNA from Manis javanica (Malayan pangolin), 516 nucleotides. The record is from RefSeq and is a predicted model, not a curated record. NCBI's taxonomy places the organism in Eukaryota, Metazoa, Chordata, Mammalia, Pholidota, Manidae.
AUGUACCUGGUCACUGUGUUUGGGAACAUGCUCAUCAUCUUGGCUGUCAGCUCAGACUCCCGCCUGCACAUACCCAUGUACUUCUUCCUCUCCAACCUGUCCUUUGUGGACAUCUGUUUACCUUCUUCCAUCAUCCCAAAGACACUGCUGAACAUCCAGACCCAGAGCAAAACCAUAUCCUAUGCAGGCUGUAUCACACAGAUGCAUUUUUUCUUGCUCUUUGCAGGAUUGGAUAACUUCCUCCUGACUGUGAUGGCCUAUGACCGGUAUGUGGCCAUCUGCUGCCCCCUGCACUACAAGGUCAUCAUGAACCCCCAGUUCUGUGGACUUCUUGUCCUGGUGUCCUGGCUCUCUAUUGUCUCCUUAUUUUAUUGUACAAGCCUAGGUGUGUACCUCAGCUCUGCUACUACCCAGAGCUCACAUGCAGUUGCAACAGCCUCAGUGAUGUACACUGGGGUCACACCCAUGCUGAACCCCUUCAUCUACAGCCUCAGGAAUAAAGACAUAAAUGUGGCC